Molecule: messenger RNA, 769 nt
Organism: Erinaceus europaeus (western European hedgehog)
Lineage: Eukaryota; Metazoa; Chordata; Mammalia; Eulipotyphla; Erinaceidae
Product: outer dynein arm-docking complex subunit 2-like
Exons: 3
Coding region: 79-591 (170 amino acids)
Molecular function (GO): protein binding
Source: RefSeq, a predicted model, not a curated record
AAAAAAUUUAUAAAAAUAAUACAUACAGGAUUGUUAUUGAUCUGAUUUGUUGUUGUUGUUGUCCAGGAUGCUGGAGAAAUGGUCCGUUCCUUUGUUGGCGGCCUGGAACUUGUUGUCAAUUUACUAAAGUCAGAUAAUAAAGAAGUUUUGGCCAGUGUCUGUGCUGCUAUUACUAAUAUAGCAAAAGAUCAAGAAAAUUUAGCUGUUAUUACAGAUCAUGGAGUCGUUCCUUUAUUAUCCAAACUAGCAAAUACAAACAAUGACAAGUUGAGGCGCCACCUGGCAGAAGCCAUCUCACGUUGUUGUAUGUGGGGCAAAAACCGAGUGGCCUUCGGCGAGCACAAAGCAGUGGCCCCACUGGUGCGUUACCUGAAGUCCAGUGACACCAAUGUGCAUCGAGCGACAGCUCAAGCCUUGUACCAGCUCUCCGAGGAUGCCAACAACUGCAUCACCAUGCAUGAGAACGGCGCGGUAAAGCUUCUACUGGAUAUGGUCGGGUCCCCGGAUCAAGAGCUCCAGGAAGCUGCAGCUGGAUGUAUAUCCAAUAUCCGCAGGCUCGCCCUGGCUACAGAGAAGGCAAGAUACACUUGAGACUUCACCAGACAUAACAGCACCAGAUAUUACAUGACGAGAGCACACAUCAUUCUCCGGGUCAGGGAACCGACAUGGGGGAACUUGGACUAGUGAGUCCUUAAUCAAACGUCUAAAUGAAAACACACGGAUUAGAAGCAGAAAGGAUGAUGUCCCUGCAAAAAGCUGUAAGACAGGU